AGACAAAAGGCGGCGGCGGGAGCGGGCGGGAGGCGGAGCGGCGCCGCGCGGGCCUCAAGGUGACACCCGCCCCCGGCCCCGGCCCCCCCAGCCCGGCCCCCCGGCCCGCCUGCCCACCCCCGACCCCGGCCCCUUCCCCGCGGUGCCCUUCACAGGCCCCCUCCCCCCGCGCGGGGGGUGGGGAGCAGCGAGGGCCCGCCCCCUCCCGCCCCCUCCCCCGGGCCCGCGCAGGAUGCCCCGGGCCCCCGGCAGCCCCCCGGGAGGCCCUGAGCUCCACGCGCCCCCUCUGCGCCAUGUCCCCCCCGGGCUCGGCCGCGGGAGAGAGCGCCGGCGGCGGCGGCGGCGGCGGCGGCCCCGGGGGCCCGGAGGAGCCGGCGGCGGCGGCGGCGGCGGCGGACGAGGGCCCCGCCCGAGAGGAGCAGCGUCCCAUCCAGCCCUCUUUCACCAAGUCCCUCUGCCGUGAGUCCCACUGGAAGUGCCUGCUGCUCUCCCUGCUCAUGUACGGCUGCCUGGGGGCCGUGGCUUGGUGCCACGUCACCACGGUGACCCGCCUCACCUUCAGCAGCGCCUAUCAGGGCAACAGCCUCAUGUACCAUGACAGCCCCUGCUCCAACGGCUAUGUCUACAUCCCCCUGGCCUUCCUGCUCAUGCUGUACGCUGUCUACCUGGUGGAGUGCUGGCACUGCCAGGCCCGCCACGAGCUGCAGCACCGUGUUGACGUAACCAGCGUCCGGGAGCGUGUGGGCCGCAUGCAGCAGGCCACGCCCUGCAUCUGGUGGAAGGCCAUCAGCUACCACUAUGUCCGCCGCACCCGCCAGGUCACUCGAUACCGCAACGGAGACGCCUACACCACCACCCAGGUCUAUCACGAGCGAGUCAACACGCACGUGGCGGAGGCCGAGUUCGACUACGCGCGCUGCGGCGUCCGCGACGUGUCCAAGGCGCUGGUGGGGCUGGAGGGCGCGCCCGCCACGCGCCUGCGCUUCACCAAGUGCUUCAGCUUCGCCAGCGUGGAGGCCGAGAACGCCUACCUGUGCCAGCGCGCGCGCUUCUUCGCCGAGAACGAGGGCCUGGACGACUACAUGGAGGCGCGCGAGGGCAUGCACCUCAAGAACGUGGACUUCCGCGAGUUCAUGGUGGCCUUCCCGGACCCCGCGCGGCCGCCCUGGUACGCCUGCUCCUCGGCCUUCUGGGCCGCGGCGCUGCUGACGCUGUCGUGGCCGCUGCGCGUGCUGGCGGAGUACCGCACGGCCUACGCGCACUACCACGUGGAGAAGCUCUUCGGCCUGGAGGGCCCGGGCUCGGCCGGCAGCGCGGGCGGCGGCGGCCUGAGCCCCAGCGACGAGCUGCUGCCGCCGCUCACGCACCGCCUGCCGCGGGUCAACACGGUGGACAGCACGGAGCUCGAGUGGCACAUCCGCUCCAACCAGCAGCUCGUGCCCAGCUACUCGGAGGCGGUGCUCAUGGACCUGGCGGGGCUGGCGGCGCGCGGCGGCGCCGGGGCCGGGGGCGGCGGCUACGCGCCCACCUGCCGCUACGGCGGGGUGGGCGGCCCGGGCGCGGCGGGCGUGGCGCCCUACCGGCGCAGCUGCGAGCACUGCCAGCGCGCCGUCAGCAGCUCGUCCAUCUUCUCGCGCAGCGCGCUGAGCAUCUGCGCCAGCCCGCGGGCCGGCCCGGGCCCCGGCCCCGGCGCAGGGCCGGGCUGCGGGGGCAGCCGCUUCUCGCUCGGCCGCCUCUACGGCUCGCGGCGCAGCUGCCUGUGGCGCAGCCGCAGCGGGAGCGUCAACGAGGCGAGCUGCCCCACCGAGCAGACGCGGCUGUCCAGCCAGGCCAGCAUGGGGGACGACGAGGACGACGACGACGAGGAGGAGGCCGGGCCGCCGCCGCCCUACCACGACGCCCUCUACUUCCCGGUCCUCAUCGUGCACCGGCAGGAGGGGUGCCUGGGCCACAGCCACCGGCCGCUGCACCGCCACGGCUCCUGCGUGGAGACCUCACUGUGACCGCCGGCUCUCCAGAAGCCCGCCGGCCUCCCCGCGGCCCCUGUCUGUAGCCGGGGGUCUCGGUGAUGACAGGCUGUGCUGAGCACGGAGGGCGGUGCAGGGAGGCCAGGGUGAGCGGGACAGACCCAUGGGGCUGACACCCCCGCCUUUCCUGUACAGAACGGGGAAAGAUGGGUGGGAGGGGCCGGCUGUUCCUGGAGGUUGCCACUGGGGCGGAGCCGGCUCUUUCCAGCCCCGCCCCCGAGUUCCGAAGGGGACCCCUUCCUCCCCAGAGGCAAUCCAUCCAGAUUCCCGCCCAGCCCUUCAACCAUCUGACUGUUAGGUGGCCGCUGUGCUGUGGGGCCUGCACCGGGCCUCAUCUCAAGUGAGAGGCAUCGGCUGUGCAGCCAGGGAGGCCCAGGGGCUGCGAGGAAGGGCAAAUUUGGGCUCUCCUUCCUUCGCUGCCUGGCUCCCCAGGGCCACUCUCUGCUGAGAGGCCGUGGUUUGGUGAACAGCCCGGCUGGCUUCCAACCAGCUAAUGGAUUCCGUGGGUCUGAGGCCCGGCCAGGUGUCAGCCCCCAUCUCAAAACCAAUACUCCAUCUCAAAGCCAAUGCUCCAUCUCAAAGCCAGUACUCCAUCUCAAAGCCAAUACUCCAUCUCAAAGCCAGUAAAUACUCCAUCUCAAAACCGUGGACAUGUUGCUACCCUCCUCUUGGCAUGUGCCCCAGAGACGGGGGUUCCCUUUCUGAUGCUCUCACCACGGUUGUUUAUUUCACUGGGUCCUGGAGUUUGGGUCCA
Messenger RNA from Pipistrellus kuhlii (Kuhl's pipistrelle), 2781 nucleotides. RefSeq names its product transmembrane protein 151B (gene TMEM151B). The coding region runs from base 294 to 2003 and encodes 569 amino acids. NCBI's taxonomy places the organism in Eukaryota, Metazoa, Chordata, Mammalia, Chiroptera, Vespertilionidae. The record is from RefSeq and is a predicted model, not a curated record. The transcript has 3 exons.